GGUUGUUGAUUGAAAAGCUUCUCAUAUUGUCUCUCUAAUUCGAUAGAAAAGCAGACAGUUUCGCCGAGUUAACUGGAUUUGGACAAGUAGAGUAGAGCAGCUAAUGAACCUCUGAUCCUAUUGCUUCCUUGGCCAACCACAGGGUGUGUCUGUGGAUUGGUUGGCAACCCUCCCCCCUCCCUUAUGCACAUUCUUCUCUUUGAUGCUGCUGCUCCUGCCCCUCAACUAGUCUGCUCUUUAUAGUUAUUUCUCAAUUGGGAAUCUGUCAAGGAUUGAAUAAGCUAACUAUCUUAAAUGUUCUCAAUUCAACAUCCAUGGAAGUGUCUUCGGAACUUUUCAAGCCUAAUAAAUCGCUGUAUCGCAACCCAAGAAAAUCUUUCAUCAAACCUUAUUCUUUGCCACGACCCCUCCAUGGAACAAUCUUACAUGCAACUGUCACAAAAAUUCUAUGAAGCCAUGAAAGCUUCUGGAUCUGUAAGGUCAGCACCCUUUGCGCGAAAACUUCAUGCCCAACUUAUCUCUGUAGGAUUGGAAUCUGCCAUUUUCCUCCAGAACCAUCUCUUGCACAUGUACUCCCGUUGCAGCUUGAUAGAUGAUGCUCGCCGGAUUUUCUUUAGUAUUCAACAUCCUAAUGUGUUUAGUUGGAACACAAUGAUUAGUGCGUUGGUAGACUUGGGUCACAUGGAGGAGGCAGAGAAGUUGUUCAAUAAAAUGCCUGUGAGAGACUCUGUCUCUUGGACAACAAUAAUGUCUGGCCAUUUUCGUAACGGGCAACCUGAGGAUGCAAUUAAAGUGUUUGCUUCAAUGGUAUGCAAUUCUGACAGUUUUGGUGACCCAUUUUCCUUCUCUUGUGUAAUGAAGGCUUGUGGCAGUAUUGGUCACAUUAAGUUGGCUCUUCAGUUGCAUACUCUAGUGGAGAAAUUAAAUUUCGGAGGCAAUAUGGUUAUUCAAAAUUCAGUAAUUGAUAUGUAUAUCAAGUGUGGUGCACUACGAUUGGCUGAGAAGUUGUUUAUGAGGAUACCUAACCCUACUUUGUUUUGUUGGAACAGUAUGAUCUAUGGUUGCUCUAAACUUUAUGGGGUCAGAAGAGCUCUCCAUAUGUUCAUUGAUAUGCCUGAACGUGAUUGUGUGACAUGGAGUACCAUAAUAUCAAUCUUUUCUCAACAUGGUUUUGGGGUUGAAAGUCUUAGUAUGUUUGUUGAGAUGUGGAAUCAUGGUUUUAGACCAAAUGCUAUGAUAUAUGGCACUGUACUUAGUGCAUGUGCAAGUAUACAUGAUCUUGAAUGGGGUUGUCAUUUGCAUGCUAGGAUACUCCGUAUGGAAUCAAGUAUAGAUGUUUUUGCGGGUAGCGGGCUGAUUGAUAUGUAUGUAAAAUGUGGUCAGUUGCAUCUUGCAAGGCAGGUGUUUGACAACAUGACAGAACACAAUGCAGUUUCUUGGACUUCUAUGAUCAGUGGAGUCAUGCAGUUUGGGUUCAACGAUGAAGCCUUUGUAUUGUUUAACAGAAUGAGAAAGGCUUCAGUUGUCUUGGAUGAGUUUACUCUUGCAACAGUGCUUGGGGUUUGUUCAGGCCAUGAUCAUGCGUGCUUUGGGGAGCAGCUCCAUGCAUAUACAAUCAAGGGUGGAAUGAUCUCCUCUAUUCCUGUAGGGAAUGCUCUGGUUACAUUGUAUGCAAAAUGUGGAAAUACUGAUAAAGCUAUCCAAGCAUUUGAGUUGAUGCCUGCUAAAGAUAUAAUAUCGUGGACUGCCAUGAUCACGGCAUUCUCUCAAACUGGUAAUGUUGAAAAAUCCCGAGAAUAUUUUGAUAAGAUGCCAGAGCGAAAUGUCAUAAGUUGGAACUCAAUGUUGGGAACAUAUUUUCAAAAUGGUUUAUGGGAAGAAGGCCUAAAAUUGUAUACUACAAUGCGAAGUGUAGGGGUUAACCUAGAUUGGAUCACACUGGCUACUUCAAUCAGUGCCUGUGCUGAUUUAGCAAUGUUGAAACUUGGGGUGCAGAUUGUAGCUCAAGCUGAAAAAUUAGGAUUUGGUUCUAAUGUUUCAGUCGUGAAUAGCAUUAUAACUAUGUAUUCAAGAUGUGGGCGAAUUAUAGAAGCAAAAGCAGUGUUUGAUUCAUUAUGCAAUAAAGAUUUGAUAUCUUGGAAUGCAAUUAUGGCAGGAUAUGCUCAAAAUGGACAAGGUAGGAAGGUGAUUGAGGUUUUUGAAAACAUGUUGAAAAUGGACUGCACACCUGAUCAUAUAAGCUAUGUAUCUGUUCUAUCAGGUUGUAGUCAUUCAGGGAUGGUAACAGAUGGGAAACACUACUUCAGUUCUAUGACUGAAGCAUUUGGCGUCCAUCCUACAUGUGAACAUUUUGUUUGUAUGGUAGAUCUACUUGGUCGGGCUGGAUUACUGAAAGAGGCUAGAAAUUUGAUUGAUGGCAUGCCCUUUAAGCCAAAUGCUGCUAUCUGGGGGGCACUUCUUGGUGCUUGCCGGCUUCACCGCGAUUAUAAUCUAGCAGAAUAUGCAGCAAGAAAUUUACAAGAAUUAGAUUUAAAUGAUUCUGGCAGUUAUGUCCUUCUAGCUAAUACAUAUUCAGAUUGUGGACAACUAGAAGCUUUUGCAGAUGUAAGAAAUCAGAUGAGAAAGAAAGGAAUAGAGAAAAAUCCUGGCUGUAGUUGGAUAGAGGUUAAUAAUAGAGUACAUGUGUUUACUGUAGAUGACACUAAUCAUCCCCAAAUCAAGGAUGUUUAUAAAAUACUGGAGGAGAUAGUCAAGAAGAUUGAAGAUACAGGAUGCUAUGUCAAAUCAACUAAUGCAGUUCGUUCUCAGUGCCAUCACAGCGAGAAGCUUGCUGUUGCUUUUGGGCUGCUUCAAUUGCCUGCUUGGAUGCCUAUAUAUGUGAUGAAAAAUCUUCGAGUUUGCCAUGAUUGUCACUUGGUAAUCAAGCUGAUCUCCCUUGUUACCUCAAGGGAACUUAUAGUGCGGGAUGGACAUCGGUUUCAUCAUUUCGAGAAUGGAUGUUGCUCUUGUGGAGACUACUGGUGAUCUGGGUUUUACAACCGGAGAACUCUCAUAGAGUCAAGAACAUGGUUUCAAUUUUAGUGAGAGGCCUUAUCUCUCCUCGCGUUCCUUGGCUUCUUGGAAGGCAUGAGUGCAUGACCUGCUUCCUCCCUGAAUUGCCUUUUUUCCACUCUUCAGGUAAUUGGAUUCAUUUUUGGUUCAGUUGGCAUAUUGUUGCAUUGGUGUUUUGUAGUUUUUUUAAUCAUGUUCAAUGUUGCUUCAGUUUUGUGUCAUUUUUUUAAUUAUUUAUUCACACAACUACCCAGUACUGUUUUGAAGCAAAAUUUAUAUGGAUUUGCCAAAUAUUAUUUGCAUACAUAUGUUCCUAGUGCCUAAUAUAUGUUAUUAUCGGGGAUACUUAAUUGAACUAAUUAUAAACAUAAAUCAGAUAAAGAGGGAGGUGUCUGCAAUGAAACAUGUGCUUGAUAUACCUCAAAAAAUUGUUUAUGCAUUGACCAGGCCUAUAAGUCACCAUGCUCAGUCUCCUUGAGCUGAUUGCUACUACUUAACAGUGCUGGUCGUUCUGUUCAAGUGACUUUACAUCCAGGGUUCCCAGCAAUAAGAAAGUUUGAGCUUGAAAUGAUAGUCCUGGUCAUUAGCUAAGAUUUAAAUGACGUAAGUUUAGUCUUUCUGCUAACUUUUUAUCUAAACUAUUAUUUUGAUUAUGUAAGUGGCACAUCGAUACUUCAGAUUCCUUGUCUACAAUUUAUAAUAUUUAUUCUGUGAAAGAACAUGAAGUGAGCGAUGCAUCUGGAUAUAAUUUAAUCUGCUAUUUUGCCUCGUUCUGCUAUAAAUAACCGUAAAUAGGUUAUAAAGUUAUAAACUACAGGGCAAAUAACAGAAUAGAAUUCAAUCUUCAGGGUUCAUAAUCUUCAGAACUCACACUUCAGAUUAGAGCAGAAAAUAUUCGUUUCUAAUAAAAGUAAGAGUCUCCAUGACUUUAUGUAGAGGCUUUUGAUGAUAUUAAACUUCAUUUUGCCUAUGGUAUCCAAUAUAACUACCAGAUAUGCAGCAUCAAUCCCCAAUACAGUAUGGAUUUGAUGUUUAUGUCUUGCUGCUUUGUAAGAAACUUUUUACUACUAGUGUUAAAUUAAUUUGGACUAGCUGAUAGAUAUCACUGCUUAUGAACAAUUGGAUCAAUAUUGCUUACGCACAGCUGGAUCUAAAUAGAAGGGAAUGUUUGUAAAUGGAGUGUUAUAAAGGGAUUGCCCGGAUUGUUUGCAGCCCGGUGCGUAGGCACUGGUCAGUAUUGUAGAAGUCUUCUGGAUCUUACAAGGAAGAUAUGACAUGACUUGCUCAGCAGCUGUGCUCAACGUACUGAUCUCUUUUUUAUCCGAUGCCAGUGCUUUUACAGUUUUACCUCGAGGAGAGUGAUUGCCUGUAGAAGGUAUUGAAUCCAGUAAAAGAUUCCAGAAAGAUACCCCAUUUUUUCUGAGGUGAUCAAUUUAUACUGUAUUAUAGUAACUUGUAGAAUUCUGUCUAAUAUACUAAUGUUAUUGCAGAGAAACUAUAGUGAUGUAACUAAUGUUAUCGCAAAUACUUAUUCACUCGUUUGAAAGUAAAUAUACUGCUUACUUGUAUUGUUUGUAUGCACAUCCCCCAUAAAA
Molecule: messenger RNA, 4646 nt
Organism: Argentina anserina (silverweed cinquefoil)
Lineage: Eukaryota; Viridiplantae; Streptophyta; Magnoliopsida; Rosales; Rosaceae
Product: pentatricopeptide repeat-containing protein At2g13600-like
Exons: 3
Coding region: 295-3024 (909 amino acids)
Biological process (GO): RNA modification
Cellular component (GO): intracellular membrane-bounded organelle
Molecular function (GO): protein binding; RNA binding; zinc ion binding
Source: RefSeq, a predicted model, not a curated record